Molecule: messenger RNA, 1923 nt
Organism: Impatiens glandulifera
Lineage: Eukaryota; Viridiplantae; Streptophyta; Magnoliopsida; Ericales; Balsaminaceae
Exons: 4
Coding region: 250-1695 (481 amino acids)
Source: RefSeq, a predicted model, not a curated record
CGUUUCAGAUCUUUUCAUUUCUUCAAGUUAUGGUUUUGUAUGUGAGAAGGUAGAACAAGCUAACGUUGUCUCUUUUGCUCGAUCCAAUUCACAUCUUCUUCUUCUUCUUCUUUUGCUCGAUCCAAUUGAUUUCCUGUAUCUUCCUUCAUUCGGUGUCUUUCUUUAGAUCAUUGGUUCGAAUCAAUAUCGUCUUCUGGACUGGAAAUCUGUUAGGGUUUUGGUAUAUACAGAAAGAAUUAACAAGCAAGCAUGGCUAAUUCCGAGAGAGAAUGGACGGAUGACGACCGGGAGGUGAACUUGGAAGAGAAUAAUCUUGAUGAUUUCACAACUGACGCUUCUUCGUCAAAUUCGGGUAGCUCAAGGUUUAGGCUCACGGAGCGACUGGCGGAUAUUCUCGUCCAGGAAGGCGAUGGAGAUUUGCUUCUUCAACGUAACGAUCAGGAAGAUGGAGUUUUUCAGUUUCUUCGGGCUCUCGACUUGCAGGUUAUGGGUGCCUGCCGUGCAGAUGAGAGGUUGAAGCCCCUGUUGAAGCUGCACGUCUCCGGCGGCGGCUCCGAGGAUCGCUUGUUAUCUCAUCUCAGUCAACACUUUGAGCCCUCUGAAAUUGGUAUGCUCGCCAGGUGUUUGUGUAUUCCUUUGGUUUCCAUUCGUGUCGGAAAGAUUAAUAAGCAAGGGGCACUUAUGUGCCCAACUGGAACAAGGGGGAAUUUGGAUCUCACAUUUGUGCCUACUACCUCUGACUUACGGAUCUCAUUUGUUGGGGAUGAUGGCCAGACAGAGAGACUAACAACCAUAAAGAGAGCCUGCCCCUCUGCAUCAGUUGAAAGAAUCUCAGCUGACAAAUCUGGACGUUCUUUCCUAAUAAAGACACCAGAAGGGGAGGUUUUUUACUUUUGGUGGUCCGAGAAAUCCAAACUUGUUGGGGACGAGUUACUUAAGAAGAUGGAGAAUUUGAUAGAAGAGAAACCAUCGCUUGCUGAGCUUACAGGAAUCUGUGAAUCCCGACUUAACCAGUUUGCAAGUCAUCUGAGAGCUUAUUUUGUUGGGUCAAUUGCAUUUAACGCUAAUAAUCCCCCCAAGACUGUACCUUUGGCUGCUGCAUUAACAAAUUCCCCUCGAUUUCGAAACCAGGCAGGAGGGGGGAAACAUAGCACUACUGGUUGUUCAUCAAUCCACCAAUGUAGCUUAGGUCCUCGAUGGAAUUCUUUUAAGGAGUGCCCACCUAAAAAUCUGUUGUCUUCUCUUAGGAAUGUGGCGAAAGACAAGCUUAAGCGCAAGUUUUCUAGUAUUGACGACUUAUCACCAUUGAUCUUGGAUACAAAAUGUUUAAAUAUUUGGAAAGAAGACAGCAACAAGCAUCAGCUGCAGCAGCAACAAGCCAUGGGAUUAUUAUGCUUUUCAUCAGAAGCACUUGAAAAAUCUGACACCUCGACAUCGUCGUCAUCAUCAUCGUCUCUCUUUGUUCCAGAGCAACAACCACUUUUCAGGCUGCCCAUUAUGGUUUCUUCCUCACAGAAGAUUCCGAGUUUCAGUCCUUACAUGGAUAACAUAGAUAUUAUCACGAGUGGGAUUGCUGCAUUGGGAUUAGUUUCUCUAUCGGACCGAACACAUGGAACGGCAUCAGAUCAUGAUGAAAGCAAUGGGGAGGACGACUCUUGUAUUAGAAGAGCCGGUUUGGGAGAGGAUGGAAGUUGACAAUAAAAUAUAAUAUGAUUUAAGAUUUCUACAUGCCUAUGUUUUGUAUGUUGUUUGUUGAAGUUGGAGUGGGAUUUGUUUUGUUUUCUUUUUCGGAAAUGUAAAUGUGUCUGCAAGCAAGAAAGAAAGUUGUCUGUCUAUAUAAUAUAUAUAUAUAUAUAGUAAGCAGUAGUAGUGAUGGCUGAGUUGUGAACAUAUAUAUUAUUAAUUCUCAUGAGCAAUUUCAUA